AACGAUAUCUGGGUUGAAACUCGCCUUUUUGGACUUCUAUGGGUCUAUUUUACAUGCUGCGAUGGAGUUGUUUACGAUAUCACUGAUUGGGCCACUUGCGAGGUAAAUUUCCUCAAGCAUGUUCGUCCAAACUCACACACCGUCCAGUAUCGCUUAGUCUCACCAGCAGCAACCAGUACUGGGAAACUCUCCAGCAGUGAUCCAUCUUCUCAUCGUUUUAGCGACAGAAUGCGUGAACUUGCUGAAAUCGCCGAUGGUUUUCGUCCAGGGCAUGCGCAAAUCUCGUACCUACCACUGGAGCCUCGAGAUGAGGAUCGCUCACGCCGUGCGGCAAAUCGACGUCAGAAGAAAUGGCGCUGA
Strongylus vulgaris is the source of this 360-nucleotide messenger RNA. The record is from the annotation of a GenBank genome assembly. Lineage: Eukaryota; Metazoa; Nematoda; Chromadorea; Rhabditida; Strongylidae.